Cydia strobilella is the source of this 1579-nucleotide messenger RNA. It is a transcript of the gene Su(P), whose product is annotated as prostaglandin E synthase 2. The coding region runs from base 96 to 1268 and encodes 390 amino acids. The transcript has 5 exons. Lineage: Eukaryota; Metazoa; Arthropoda; Insecta; Lepidoptera; Tortricidae. Gene Ontology annotation, molecular function: prostaglandin-E synthase activity. Gene Ontology annotation, cellular component: mitochondrion. The record is from RefSeq and is a predicted model, not a curated record.
UGUCGAGAUAGAAACAGUGAAAACCGUUUUUCAGUAACUUUUUCGAUUGUGCGACUAGUGGCUUAAUGAUACAGUAUUGAGCGUUUUGAAUUAAAAUGUGGCGGCCAACAUUUACUUUAUUUCGUAAGAUAAUCAUACCGUCUCUUAUGGAGAAUGCGAAAUUAGCAAAAAUAUAUUACUCUACCAAAGGCCGGCUCCCACGGUCUACAGCACAAAUAACCUUAAUCGGUGCGAGUGUUGGGGUCCUAGUCGGUGCAGGGUGGGGUGGCUAUACACACUAUAAGAUCAACGCAAAAAAGCAGGUGGCUCCCAUAGAAAAUCAACAAUAUCCAUUUCUUAAGGAAGCACCGAAAUACCAAGCUCAGUACAAAAUCAGUAACAACUUGGACACUAGUAACUUACAGCUUGUACUAUUUCAAUACCGCACCUGCCCAUUCUGCUGCAAAGUGCGCGCAUACCUUGAUGCUCGGGGUAUCAGUUAUGAGGUAGUGGAGGUGGAUGCUGUUCUUCGACAAGCCAUCAAGUGGUCAGGCUACAAAAAAGUUCCUAUUCUAUUAGCCAAAGUGGAUGGAGGCUAUCAGCAACUGAUGGACAGCUCAGCUAUAGUAUCUGUACUGGAGACUUUCUUGAGAGACAAAAAUUGUCAACUGCAAGAUGUAGUGAAGUUCUACCCUGUUACUAAGUUCCUGAAUGACCAGGGCAAGGAAGUGACUGAUGUAACAAACAAGUACUUUAUAAUGCAUAAUUCUGUUGUCUCUGAUCAAACUGAAAGAAACACAGAAGCUGAAGAGCGAGAAUGGCGGCAGUGGGCCGAUCGUGUGCUAGUGCACACCCUGUCGCCCAAUGUAUACCGAACAGCAGGGGAAGCUCUAGACACUUUCAAGUGGUUCGAAGUAGCUGGUCGCUGGCGUGAGUCUUUCCCUGCCUGGGAGUGCGCUCUCAUGGUCUACGGGGGAGCUGCUGCUAUGUGGGUUAUUGCUAAGCGACUCAAGACAAGGCACCACAUCAAAGAUGAUGUCCGUCAGUCACUGUAUGACGCUGCAAAUGACUGGAUGGGGGCAAUUAGAAAGAAAGGCACUAAGUUCCUGGGGGGUGGCCAGCCUAAUCUUGCAGAUAUCGCUGUGUAUGGUGUGCUGAGCAGCAUUGAAGGGUGCCAGGCGUUCCAGGAGUUGAGGAGCCAUACAGACAUAGGGGUGUGGUAUGAUGACAUCAAGAACUCAAUAGAACGAAGACAAGGAAAAGUUACGUCUGCACUGACACAAGCGUGAACAUUUUCUUGUGACCCUUACCUGUUGUAUUGUUAGAGUUGUGUUGAAAGAUAGAGAUGUGAAAACUUUAUUUUUAAAAAUAAUUAGAUAUUAGAAGCGUUUGCGAAAGUUUGUUUACGUAUGAGUUAAUUAUUUUAACGUCACUGCUAUGCAUAAUUAUUGUUUGAAGCUGUCCUAGUAGGUAUGUACUCCUAAAUUGGACGAACGCCUUCAAGGUAUCGCGUUUGUAUAACGAUUAACGAGUGACCUAUGAUAACACUUAAUACUUACACUAAUAAAGGCACAAUUCCCAGUUACGUGCAUAGUCUGUU